Ricinus communis (castor bean) is the source of this 903-nucleotide messenger RNA. RefSeq lists its product as uncharacterized. The record is from RefSeq and is a predicted model, not a curated record. The transcript is spliced from 3 exons. NCBI's taxonomy places the organism in Eukaryota, Viridiplantae, Streptophyta, Magnoliopsida, Malpighiales, Euphorbiaceae. Bases 1 to 903 code for a protein of 300 amino acids.
AUGAGCCGACCAGGAAGACAGGGAGUGGUCAACCUAGCGGAUUCUACAGCAGCCUUGGCAGCUCAGGUGGAGCUUCUAGCCAAAAAGAUUAACCAACUCCAAAUGCCGGUUAAUGUAACGAACGUUGGGUACGAGUUUUAUGGUGGCCCGCACUAUAGUGCGAACUAUACUGCGGGAGGUAUGUUUGCUUCAACUUCUUCUACUUUUCCAUCCGUUUUUGUUGUGUCUUCUGAUGUUGAGCAGGAUGGGCCAGCUAAGGAAGGACUAGAGCCUAAGGUGGUGGAGAUAGAGAGGAAGAAAGAAGACAGGCAAAAGAGCCCUAUGCGGGAGUAUCAGCCCCCGGUUCCAUAUCGUGCAAGGUUGAGGCAGGAUAAGAUGCUGAAGUACGCCAAGUUCUUAAAGGAGAUUUUAAGUAACAAGAGGAUGUUGGAGGAUCUUGGUCAGGUAGUACUUAAUGAGGAGUGUUCAGCUAUUCUCCAGAACAAGCUGCCACUCAAGCGACGAGAUCUAAGGAGUUUUACUGUCCCUUGUGUGAUUGGCGAUUUGCCAAUUAGUGGUGCAUUGGCCGAUCUAGGAGCUAGUAUUAAUUUGAUGCCCACUAGUUUGUUUGCUAAGUUAGGAUUGCAUGAACCCAAGCCUACUAGGAUGGGCAUUCAGUUAGCUGAUAGGACUGUUAAGAUUCUCAGAGGUAUUGUUGAGGAUGUACUUGUGAAGGUGGAUAAAUUUAUCUUUCCUGUGGACUUUGUGGUGAUGGAUAUGGAAAGUGAGAUCAUUGUGCCUCUUAUCCUGGGUAGGCCUUUCCUAGCUACAUCGAGGGCUGUUAUUGAUGUAAGCGAUGGGAAGCUUAAGCUUAGAGUUGAUGAUGAGACCAUUACCUUUGACCUAGCCACUUCUAUGAGAUAG